UGCUGUUGUUGCUGAAGGGUGGAGUGGAGGGAACAUACACACCUCAGGAAUAUAUAUUUUUUCCGUACACGAAUAUUCCAGCUUUGCUUAAAAUGCUAAAGGGCAGCAAACUCAAGGUUUUGGAUGUCAGAAUCCUGAGGUCACUUAUUGAAUCAAGCUGUGGCCAGCAGCGCAGUUUCGCCAACAGCAUCCAAAGGUCCUACAUAACGUUCAAUGAUUUCCGCACCAAAAAUCGUUGGUACACCAAAAAGGAGCUUGUGGGGUACUCCAUGCAGGACAUGUACACAGUGGUCGCCGAUGUGAGCAACUACUACAAAUUUGUUCCCUAUGUGAAGCGAUCGCAUGUGCACACCGUAGACAGUGAUAAGAGCGGCUUCAAGGCCGACCUCAUUGUUGGCUUCCCACCACUGAACGAGGCGUACACUUCGAGGGUGACGCUGGAGUCGCCCAGCCUGGUCAAGUCCGAGUGCCAUGAUGGACGUUUGUUCAACUAUUUGCUUAACGAGUGGCGUUUUAGUCCGGGCCUGAAAGACAUACCCAACUCCUGCGUCUUGGACUUCAAGGUGUCCUUUGAAUUUAAAUCGCUGCUGCACAGCAACGUGGCCAACAUAUUCUUUGACCUGAUAUGCGACCAAAUGGAGAACGCUUUCAUUGCGGAAGUGGGCCGUCGGAAUGGUCCACCCUCGAUACGUUCGCAUGUGCUCACCUCCCAAAGAUCCUGACGCAGCCAGACCCAAACGGUUUUACCUCUUCUUUUUAGUAACAUAAGUUGAACGUGUAUUUGUACAUUUCAUUGACACAGAGUCGUUUUAUAUUUCGUUGUUAGUAAAAUUAACCAAAUUGUAAAUAAACAUUAUGCAAAGUCGGAUUGUGAGUGCAUUAACUUAUACC
Drosophila subobscura is the source of this 891-nucleotide messenger RNA. Its product is annotated as coenzyme Q-binding protein COQ10, mitochondrial. The coding region runs from base 93 to 722 and encodes 209 amino acids. The record is from RefSeq and is a predicted model, not a curated record. NCBI's taxonomy places the organism in Eukaryota, Metazoa, Arthropoda, Insecta, Diptera, Drosophilidae. Gene Ontology annotation, biological process: ubiquinone biosynthetic process; cellular respiration. Gene Ontology annotation, molecular function: ubiquinone binding. The transcript is spliced from 3 exons. Gene Ontology annotation, cellular component: mitochondrion.